AUGGGGGUAGAGCUUUUUGCCCGGUGUCAAUAUGGCAGCGCUCUGUGCCUAGUAAAUGGGAAGCGGUUGGGAUGGAGUAAACUCCCAGAAAUAGGGUCGGGCAGAGUGGGCUGUGCCGUGGGGAACCGAGCAGGCGGACGGAGGGAGGUGCCGCGCUCCGGCGAAGGGGAUGAGGUGACGGGAGCCAUGGCGAACGACGGAGGCAGGAAGCAGUUCUGGAAGCGGAGCGGCUCGAAGGUGCCGGGGAGUAUCCAACAUGUGUAUGGAGCUCAGCAUCCUCCUUUUGAUCCAUUGUUGCAUGGAACCUUGAUAAAACCAGGAUCCAAGCCGCCUGUAACUCCUGUGAAAUUGAAGAAAGUCAGUACCUUCCAAGAAUUUGAAAGUAACACAAGUGAUGCUUGGGAUCUUGGGGAUGAUGAUGAUGAACUCUUAGCAAUGGCAGCUGAAAAUUUAAAUACAGAUGUAGUCAUGGAAACUGCUAACAAAGUAAUUCAGAAUCACAGCAAGCUACAAGAACAGCAUAAACUGCAGGAGGAACAGCUACAGGAAGACAAACCAGUACCGUUUUCAGAAUUGCCUUCAGUGGCGUAUGGUGACAACAGGCUGGUUAAGUCAGUCAGUGAAAGUCAUGCAUCAAGUUCUGCAGAGAGUGUUAGUGAAAAUUCUUCCAUGCAGAGGUCACAGUCCCUUCCACAUGCUCCAACAGAUCCAUUAGAGGGUGAAGAGGCAGACGACAAUACGUUAGCUACUCCGGCACUAACUGAAAGAGAGGCAUUCAGAUUAGACAAAUUUAAGCAACUACUUGCUGGUCCUAACACAAAUCUUGAUGAAUUACGGAAGUUGAGUUGGUCUGGAAUUCCUAAACAAGUUCGCCCGAUCACGUGGAAGCUUCUUUCAGGUUACCUUCCUGCCAAUGUGGACCGAAGAGAAGGCACUUUACAGAGAAAACGAAAGGAGUAUUUUGCUUUUAUUGAACAAUAUUAUGACUCCAGAAAUGAUGAAAAUCAUCAAGACACAUACAGACAGAUUCACAUAGAUAUCCCUCGUAUGAAUCCUGAAUCUUUAAGACUUCAACCCAAAGUAACAGAGAUUUUUGAACGAAUUUUGUUUAUCUGGGCAAUACGUCAUCCAGCCAGUGGAUAUGUUCAGGGAAUAAAUGACCUUGUUACUCCUUUUUUUGUAGUCUUCGUUUGUGAAUAUAUAGCAGCAGAAGAAGUGGAAAAUUUUGAUGUUUCCAGUCUGCCUGAAGAAGUGCUGCAGAACAUUGAAGCUGACAGUUACUGGUGCAUGAGCAAGUUGCUUGAUGGCAUUCAAGAUAACUACACCUUUGCACAGCCAGGGAUUCAAAAGAAAGUGAAAAUGCUGGAAGAACUUGUUAGCCGGAUCGAUGAACAAGUACACAGACAUUUAGAUCAACAUGAGGUGAAAUACUUGCAAUUUGCUUUCCGUUGGAUGAAUAACUUGCUGAUGAGAGAAGUUCCCCUGAGGUGCACCAUAAGGCUAUGGGACACAUACCAGUCUGAACCUGAGGGCUUUUCUCAUUUUCACUUGUACGUCUGUGCUGCCUUCCUUGUCAGGUGGAGAAAAGAGAUACUGGAAGAAAGAGACUUUCAAGAGUUGCUGAUUUUUUUACAGAAUUUGCCCACAAUGCACUGGGGAAAUGAAGAUAUCAGUGUUCUCCUAGCAGAAGCCUACAGACUGAAGUUUGCAUUCGCAGAUGCCCCCAAUCAUUACAAGAAAUGA
This is a messenger RNA of Emys orbicularis (European pond turtle), 1743 nucleotides long. It is a transcript of the gene TBC1D22A, whose product is annotated as TBC1 domain family member 22A. Gene Ontology annotation, molecular function: GTPase activator activity. NCBI's taxonomy places the organism in Eukaryota, Metazoa, Chordata, Testudines, Emydidae. Bases 1 to 1743 code for a protein of 580 amino acids. The transcript is spliced from 13 exons. Gene Ontology annotation, biological process: activation of GTPase activity. The record is from RefSeq and is a predicted model, not a curated record.